AUGUAUUGGCCAGGGCUUGGGCGUGGGCUGAAGAGCCUGGCGCUCACACUUCUCCUCUCUAAUCCGGCGGGUGCGAUCGACCUGAGUAUCAAUGAUGAACAAUCUAUUAAAGAUGCCGCCAGCACCACUACGUACGCGAUGAUGACCUACUACCACGGCAACGAAACCGGCCAUAUUCCGGGAGCCUUUGCAAGCAAAUGGUGGGAAGGUGCGGCACUGUUCUUGGCCUUGCUUCAGUAUUGGCAUUUCACCGGCGACACAACCUAUAAUGAGGAACUACGUGUUGGAUUGCAAUGGCAAUCUGGUACAGACGGCGAUUACAUGCCGAGCAACUACAGUAGUUACCUGGGAAACGAUGACCAGAUGUUUUGGGGACUUGCCGCCAUGACUGCCGCCGAAUUGCAGUUUGCUGACGUUUCGGAUGGAUUUUCAUGGCUGUCACUAGCCCAAGGUGUCUACAAUACCCAGAUCAAACGAUGGGAUACAACAAAAUGCAAUGGUGGAAUGCGCUGGCAGAUCUGGCCCUACGAAUCCGGCUACACGCUGAAGAACUCCAUUUCCAAUGGUGGUCUUUUCCAGCUUGCCGCUCGCCUCGCUCGGUACACCAAUGAUGCAACAUAUGCUGCAUGGGCUGAAAAGAUUUGGAAUUGGUCAUUGAGCUCGCCGCUACUCAGCAACUCGACUUGGAACGUUGCCGACUCAACAAACAUGGAAAAUGAUUGUUCUACUCAAGGCGACACUCAAUGGUCAUAUAACUAUGGAACUUACAUGAUGGGCGCUGCCUACAUGUAUAACUAUACCAACGGAAGUUCUGAAUGGCUAUCUGCCGUGAAUGGACUGAUGAAUCAAACCUUUGAUCAUUUCUUCCCGGAUAGCAAUGGUGGCAUCUUUGAGGAAAUCGUCUGUGAGCCGUCGGAAAGCUGCAACGACAAUGAGAUUCUAUUCAAAGGUCUUGUCUCCUCAUGGCUUUCAUUCACGGCUCUUCUGGUUCCGUCGACAUACAGCACAAUUCUACCAAAGCUGCAAACUUCGGCCAAGGCUGCUGCAUUGUCUUGCACAGGCCACAACAACAAUACAUGUGGAGUACGGUGGUACCAAUCCACAUAUGACGGAUGGAUUGGCAUGGAAGAACAAAUAAGUGCCACCAAUAUUUUCGUCGCGAACUUGAUUCAAUUCAGCACCACUGCCCCAGUCACAUCAACAACGGGUGGAAACAGUACAAGCAACCCCACACAGGGUGAGAACGACACCACUUCAUCAACUACUAAGCAGAAAGCCAUUACGACGGGAGACAAAGCUGGUGCUGGAAUCUUGACUGUCGUGUUCAUUGCCGGCUGGGUCGGUUUGAUGAGCUUCACUGUACUUGGAGGUUGA
Messenger RNA from Penicillium daleae, 1374 nucleotides. RefSeq names its product glycoside hydrolase family 76 protein. The record is from RefSeq and is a predicted model, not a curated record. Gene Ontology annotation, biological process: carbohydrate catabolic process; fungal-type cell wall biogenesis. Gene Ontology annotation, molecular function: mannan endo-1,6-alpha-mannosidase activity. The coding region runs from base 1 to 1374 and encodes 457 amino acids. Lineage: Eukaryota; Fungi; Ascomycota; Eurotiomycetes; Eurotiales; Aspergillaceae. The transcript is spliced from 4 exons.